AUGAAUAUUGCUAGUGGUAUACCGAAAUUCUUUCCAUUGACGAUGAUUCAACAAGAAAAUAAUCCAUAUGUGCGAGAUGAUACCAUGUUUAUUAAAGUCCUGGUUGAUUUUGAUGAUAUACCGAAAACCUUGUUACCAUAUGUAUUGAGUCUUAAUCCUGGAUUACCUAUGCAUACUCAACAAUUAGUCAUUAAACAAGAAGCAGAACGAAGAGCACAACAACAAUCUCAACAAGCAUCUGUAUCACUUGUAAAUCGUCUCGGAACAUUGACAAUACCACCGAUAAAUGAAACACCAUCAGCUCAAACAUUAUUUAAUAGACUACCAUCACCGAACGUGACAAAUACUAAUGAUCAAUUACCAGCUUCGAAGAAUAAUUAG
Rotaria sp. Silwood1 is the source of this 381-nucleotide messenger RNA. The record is from the annotation of a GenBank genome assembly. Lineage: Eukaryota; Metazoa; Rotifera; Eurotatoria; Philodinida; Philodinidae.